This is a messenger RNA of Penicillium antarcticum, 3204 nucleotides long. RefSeq lists its product as uncharacterized. The transcript is spliced from 3 exons. The record is from RefSeq and is a predicted model, not a curated record. The coding region runs from base 1 to 3204 and encodes 1067 amino acids. NCBI's taxonomy places the organism in Eukaryota, Fungi, Ascomycota, Eurotiomycetes, Eurotiales, Aspergillaceae.
AUGGCGGAUCCCGCUCUGAGCUUGUAUAUCCCCGAGACCGCAGUCUCGGGGAUGUCCUCGCUUCUAGAAUCGGGCCUGGACACUUCUGUCUCGUCUAGCUCUGCUUUGUUGUCGUCCACCAUUUCUGCUUCUGAUUCUGGCAUUGCUGGACCUGUCUUUGACACUGUUGCUUCUGCAGCUUCAUCGGCUGAGGCCUCUGCCACUGUCAAUUUCUUCGACCCUGCUCCCUUCGCCAUGCCUGACCAUUGGCCUGUUCUUUCAACUCACAUCUUAAGUCUUCCUACCGUAUGCACCUCUACUCUGGAUCGAGUCCAGCCUGUCGCUCCCGGCACACUUGACCAGUCUUUCUCCUGGUCUUCUCCAGACUCGAGCCGCUUUGGCGGCUUGGGAAUUGAUGCGGACACUUUUUCAAACUAUUCGUUUAAGAGUGUUGAGCAUCAGGGCAUGGGCCAUGGUGUCCAGCAGUUGUGUCAGCUUGCCGGCCCCGCUGAUGAUGUUCAUGGCAUGGCAGGCAAAUCUUCUGCCAGCAAGCCGGAUCACGCCGUCGGACAAGGACAGCAGCAGCAUCUUCGUGCCCAGUCUAUGCGGCAAUUCAGCCAGACCCCAGUGCCCGCAGAGACACACACUCCCGUGACUCUGCCGGGCAUGGAGAUGUUGGGUGGCCUUCUCAUGGUUGACAACCAGGGAGACCAGGUUCCGAUGGACUCGGCGCAGGCUCAAAUGUCUCAAGCCCAUUCUCUGCGAGCUGGAAUUCAGAAAUCCGAGGCUCAAAAAGCCCAGUCUCGAUUGCAGCGUUUCCAGCGUGCACACAGCCAGCAGCCCGUGGUACCCCUACCUGCGGACUCUGAGUCAGAUGUUGCUAGAGCUAGUUCUUCCGCUCGUCUACGGCGACGGCAUGCGAUGUCCCAAACUUCGGAGAGACCAUCCCUCUUUCAGCAAGUGCUGACCGAGUUGAAUGCUGCCUCUGAGGUUGACAAUCUGAUCCUCCCUCACCCGGGUGCGCAGCUGCCCCGUUCAACUAUCGGCCGUGAUGCCUUGGUUGAGAGUGAAGGGUAUCCUGAUUCCCGCCAGCCAACGCGAUCUGGUCUCGAUUCUUGUGGCAGGGUCUCUUCAGUUGAUGAUCACGCAAGCCAGCGGGCUUCGGGUCAGCGUACCUUGAGCCAGGGACCUCCAUUUCAUGUCAACUCUGCUAGUGAUCUUAUUUUAGCUAGUGGCCAUGCACAGGCUAGCCUUCAAGGCCAUCUGCCGCAGCAUUCUGUCCAAAGUCUUUCUUCGGGGGAUUUAACUGCUUUGUCUAUUGACCAUUCUACUGAUGUUUCUGCCGGUCUUUCCACCGGUCUUCCCACGGUUCUUUGCGCUGAUCUCUCUAAUGAACUUUCCAAUGGUCUUUCUGCUGUUGAUUCUCUGAUCUUGGCUCAAGCUCAAGCUCAUCGGGCUCUUCCUCCGAAUCCCGUCGGCCGUCUGCCAACUUCUUGCAACCCUAGUCUAGCCAAAAGAGAACCUGUGCUUUCCUUUCCUCUUCCUCCUCCUGUGUCCUUGGAGGAUCGGGCCCCCUCGAGCCCCGAGAACUGCAAGUGGAGACAAGGGGGUGUGCCAACUCACAUAUCUGCUCCUUUUGAUACUCAACUCUCAAUGGAUCCUAUUGUUCCCUACAUUGCCCAUAGCUCUGCACACAAUCCAGUUGCUUCAGGAGAUCUUUUGGCUCGAUUGAGCCGAGAUGAUAUCCUGGACAUUAAGGGCAAUUCCCAGAACAGGAACCCCAAUUACUUGGGGGACUGCCAUAGCCAAGUUUUGGGUUCAGUUGUCGUGAGCAAUUUGGGGGAUAGCCAGGUCUUGUUUAUCUUCAACAUGUUUGGCCUGAUAGCCAAUCUGCAGCCCCGGUUUGAAUACAAGUACGGUGGCUCCAAUGGAAAGAGAAUUGGCGUUAAAUUGAUAUUAUGGGGGCACACCGUCCUCAUUGAGCCGGUGACUCAGUCACUUCAUGACGCCAGAGUCAAUGCUUGUCGAGAAGCUCUUGAGCAGUUACGUGUAUUCAACAUGCUGUGGCAGAUCCCACCUCAGCCCAUGGAUGGGCCCACGAGCCCUUCCUGGAACUGGGUGGAGGUGCUUGAGGUCUACCGCGCUGCGCAGAAGUGGCCGGAGCCAGAAUACCAGCCAUUCGGGGAUGGCAACUCAUGGCACUGUGAUGUCUUUGUCGAAAGAAAGCUGUAUCGUACCAUGAAACCUGUUCCAACGCGUGAUGAGGCAGAGAACACUGUUGCCCAUCUGGCAAUGUAUCAAAUGAUGGUUGGCAAAGGCAAAGAUAAGAUUCCUUCUUGUAUUCUUCCCGCAGACACCGCGGUGAUGGUGACUGUGCCAAUCCAGAAGCAGAUAAACUCGCUUCUACGCUCAAUCUCCGAUGCCGAGAAGUCAUUACCUACUGUCGAAUAUGCGGGUGUGAAGAAACCGAUCAUUCUGCCAAAGUUUAUCGCCGCAACGCAGCCCCAGACUGCGUCCAAAAAAUCGAAAUCCAGGGCUGCGAAGAGGGCUGCUUUACAGAAGGCCCAGCAAAAUUCUUGGCAGAAUGCGCAGAACGCUUAUAAUGCUCAGCAGAACACCUGGCAGAACGCCCAGAGGAACACCCAGUGGAGUAAUAGACAGGAUAUCCCAGUUUAUUCAAAUGCGCCUACAGCAAACAACAACGAUUGUCCCGCGUCGGUUUCAAACAUGAUUCCGGUGACUGACGCUCGGCUUGUGCCUCUCGAGGUACGGGAAGAGCCCACCAAAGGUCCUUUGAUAACCCUGAGAAAAUUUGCAAAGGUUUUUGGCAGAUUGGAUGAGGGAGCCUCUUUUACGACUAUCCUGGGAAAACUUUGUCACGCCUUGAAAGCUAGCCAACCCCGCGUUCGUUGCAUUCCAGCACCAGAAAUGGAGGACAAGCACGAGAAUACACGCGCAGUCGUCGCCAGGUUCAGUGAUUCUCAUCCAUACCUGAACCGUGCUAGCCCCAUUCACCUGGCUUACGUUGUGACGAAUAACGUUGACGCCGCCAGGUCACUUGGGAUCAAGCAUCUUAUUCUUUACAUUCUGAAUAUGGCAAAGGAAGAUGCUGGGAUGGAAGACACGGGCUACUCAAAGGAGUUAUGUAUCCUGCAAGCACUAGAAGAAGAGUGCAAACGGGCCCUGAAUUCUUUCGAUGUACGGGACGAUGUCUUCUACCUUUGA